AUGCGGGAGGCCGGGUGCGGGUCGCGCGCCGCGAAGGAAGUGCCUGCGCACGAUGGGGCAGCUGCCGCCGCCGUGCGCGCGCCACCCGAGGAGGAUCUCCAACGCGUGGUGGAGGCGACGCUGAUGGAGGAGCAUGCGUGUCUUGAGGGGCUAGAGGAGGCAUUGAGGGAGGCGCGUCAGGUGCAGCUUUUGCUGCGUCAGGCGGAGUGUGAAGGCUCCGCACCGCCUGAGGAUGGAACGGGGCCCACAAACGCUGCCGUGCCCCACGUGCAGGCGGGUGCGCACGCACACACACGGCCUGCGGGGAGCAGGGCGCAGCAGUGA
Molecule: messenger RNA, 324 nt
Organism: Trypanosoma conorhini
Lineage: Eukaryota; Euglenozoa; Kinetoplastea; Trypanosomatida; Trypanosomatidae
Exons: 1
Coding region: 1-324 (107 amino acids)
Source: RefSeq, a predicted model, not a curated record